UCUCUCCCCCCUCCCCUCCCCUCCCACCCCACCCUCGCCCCGCUCCUCGCCCGCUCCGGCGUGCGUUCCCUUCCCCGGCUUCCAACCCUAGCCCUGUCCUCCUCCCGCCGCCUCCCAACCCUCUCCUCCUCCUCCUCCUCCUCGGUCGCGCUUCCCCUUCCCCAUCUCGCCGCCGUUUCUUGGGUCCGGGACACGCUCCUCUAGCUGUCCGCGUAUGGCCUCCGACGGCGCCGCCAGAGUCCGCCCUCCCAAGCUCCCCGUUUGGGAAGGCCUGGACCCAUCCAACGUCCUCACCUACAAGAGACGCCGCCGCGGCACCGGCGCCAACGCAGGCCACAUCGCCGUCACGCCGAGCCCCGACCCUGUCAAGAAUAAGAUGAGCGCGGUGGUGCACGCCAUCAAUUCCCAGCAAGGUGGGCGCCAAAUGCUAGACAGGCACUGGAGAAGCUGGAGGGACACGCUGGAGGGCGUCCUGCAAUCCACUCCUGGGAACCAGAGCGCCGGAGGGAUUCAGAGCUGCAUCCGAGAUGCGCUCAGAUAUAAUGGUUGCCAUCCCAAAGAACAUGGGAACUUAGCUGAUGGCCGAGGAGCAGGCGGAGAGGACCCUGUUGGAGCUGUACAUUCUGAAGAGAAUAAUGCUGCCUUUCAGUUAGAAGAUGGAACGGCUGCAUCUUUGGAAGCCAACAAGGCAGUGUGCCAUAAAGCUCUUUUUGACAUUCUAAUCUCCGAGAAGUUUGCCAUGCUUUGUGAUCUGCUAGCUGCAACAUUCCAUGUCAAUACGCCUGAUGACGUGAUUGGCUUGCAAAUAAUUGAUGCCAAGAUGAGAAAUGGGGAUUAUGCACAGAACCCUGCGCUGCUUGACCAUGAUAUCAAAAAGAUAUGGAAGAAGAUUGAACAUGUUGGCCAACAAAUGGCUGGUCUGGCAAGCAGUCUCUCACUGAUUUCACAAGCUUCUCAUCAAAAGCAGGCUUCUGGCGUUUCAGAAAUUGAUGUGGCUGAACACAGGAUAGAGGAAACAAGUUUGGUUGGUGUUGCCCACAAAGCCCUAAGGGAGUUGACUCCCCCUUGCGAUUCUGGCCAUUCUACGAUACCAAAUGGACCGGAUGGAAUUUGCAAGGAUUGUGGCAGAAAGGCAGACAGCGGAGGAAGAAUUAUCUGUGAUAGAUGUGAAGCCACAUACCAUGUUUCAUGUCUCAAGCUUGCCAUUGAUGAAGAGGCCCCAGCAAAAUGGUACUGUCCCACCUGUGUUGGAUUAGAUGGACCUUCAAAGAAUGACAACAAUGGCAGAUCACAUGAAGGCUGCGAUGUAUGCGAGUGGCUUGUGUUCGAGAAACCUGAAGAACCGGCUGAGGAUGUUAGCCAACCUGAAUUGGCCGUCAAAACACAGGAGAGCUCAGUGUCAAGCAUGGAUGAAGAUAGUGAACCAGACCUCUCAACAACUGCUCUAGCAAACUUGUGCAAGCAUUGUGGCACAUGUGAAGAUGAGAACAAGAAGUUCUUGGUAUGCGGCCAUCCUUAUUGUUCUUACAAGUUCUAUCAUGUGCUGUGCAUGAAAGAAAGCCAGAUUGCAAGUGAGAAGCAGAAGAAGCAAGCAUGCUGGUACUGCCCGUCUUGCCUGUGCAGAUGCUGCUUCAAGAACAAGGAUGAUGAAGAAAUAGUAUUGUGUGAUGGCUGUGAUGAUGCUUAUCACAUUUACUGCACUGUCCCGCCGCUCGAUUCUGUCCCGAGAGGUAACUGGUACUGCAUGUCAUGUAAUGCACGGAGGUCAGCGCGUGGGAUGCAGAAGUACGAGGAGUCAAUCCUGCAGAAGACCAGUCGUGUUCCUGAUGCCAAAAGGCCAAAGGUGCAGGCAGCUGCUCCAGAAAAAUAAGUAGCAGCGGUGUGGAUGAGGUUUCACAGGCUUACUAGGGUAAAAGAAAGGAAAUGAUUCUUUUGCCCCCCUGAAGGGGUAUACAUUACUCUUGACAGCUUGAAUAAUCGGAGGAUGGGUUGUGUAUACAUUGGGAAAACGCCCUGUUGGCUGGUGAAGAUGAGAUGAUAGCAUCCGUGUGGAUGCGCACGUUGGUCCCUGCGGAUGAACUGCUGAUAUUGAUUUCCUGUCCUGUUUCUAUUUUUUCCUUCCUGGAAUUCUUGUGACUAUUCCGUGUAAGUUGUUGUGCUGUUAUGUUGUGUCUUCCCUUUACCUGAUGGUAAGUGGUAACAAUGACACCCACCCAUGUUGACAUCGCUUAUCGAUGAUAUGUACAUGUCUGCCACGUGUUUUGUUUGUGUUAAACAAUGUGUGCUCUUCUUACAUACUUUUGCAUAGCUUGUCAUCGAUGUCUGAAA
Messenger RNA from Sorghum bicolor (sorghum), 2328 nucleotides. RefSeq names its product PHD finger protein EHD3. The transcript is spliced from 6 exons. NCBI's taxonomy places the organism in Eukaryota, Viridiplantae, Streptophyta, Magnoliopsida, Poales, Poaceae. The coding region runs from base 215 to 1870 and encodes 551 amino acids. The record is from RefSeq and is a predicted model, not a curated record.